AUGAUCAGCAUGAGCCAUCUGGCAAUCAUGUAUCGACUACAAGGAAAGUUAGUACAGGCGGAGAACUUGGAAACGAUAGUGCUAGAAACGAGAGAAAGACUACUGAGAGCAGACCAUCCAGACACGCUGACCAGUAUGAGCAAUCUGGCAUCGACAUAUCAACGACAAGGAAAGUUAGCACAGGCGGAGGACUUGGAAACGAGAGUGCUAGAAACGAGAGAAAGAAUACUAGGAGUAGAUCAUCCAGACACGCUGAACAGUAUGAGCAGUCUGGCAUCGGCAUAUCAACGAUAA
This is a messenger RNA of Letharia columbiana, 294 nucleotides long. RefSeq lists its product as uncharacterized. The coding region runs from base 1 to 294 and encodes 97 amino acids. The transcript has a single exon. Gene Ontology annotation, molecular function: protein binding. NCBI's taxonomy places the organism in Eukaryota, Fungi, Ascomycota, Lecanoromycetes, Lecanorales, Parmeliaceae. The record is from RefSeq and is a predicted model, not a curated record.